AUGAGACAUGCAGCUGGACCUGGCCUCAAUGGGAAAGACAAUUCUGAUAGUGGAUUAGGUGCUUCUAAAAGGGCAAAAUGCAGUAAGUCUGAUUUAGAGCAGAACUGUACAAAACGAACUUUGUCAGAAUCAAAGGUUGCUGCAGCUGACAAUGUAGUUUCCUUGAAAUCACCUCUGAAGACAAAUGGCAAAACGAAAACUCCUGUACAGGUUGUGAAGCUGAGAGAAACUGACCUGAAUGACACUGGAAUUUCUACCUUGACUUCGCUGAGAGAUCAGAAAAGGGGAGAUGGAGCCAAGCUGCUGCCUAAGGAGGACGAAAAGUCUACGCUAGUUGAAGUUCACAUGACUAGAAUUACAGUUCCAACCUCAAUAUGUCUACGGAUCCACAGAAAGAUUAGGGAAAGAGGAAUAUUAAGUCAAACCACCAAUUCUCCAUGA
Dovyalis caffra is the source of this 441-nucleotide messenger RNA. The record is from the annotation of a GenBank genome assembly. NCBI's taxonomy places the organism in Eukaryota, Viridiplantae, Streptophyta, Magnoliopsida, Malpighiales, Salicaceae.